AAAGUGGGGGCUGUAUCAAAUGUCAAAGGUUCAGCUUAUAUGGAAUAUGGUAAUACCAAAGUUAUGGCCCAGGUGGAACCGCCAAAAGAGAUAAGCAAAAACAGUAACAGAAGCGGCACACUUGGCCUAAUAUUAUGCAGUGUGAAAUAUGCCCCCUUUGCCAGCCAGGAUUCGGAGGUUAUAGCCCGCAAAGAAUCCUUCAUGAGUGUGGCACUGAAAAAAGCCUUGGAACCGGUUAUAUGCCGGCAUGAAUUUGCCAAUUUCCAGUUGGAGAUUAAAGUGUUGAUAAUCGAUGAUGAUGGCUGUGCUUUGAGUACAGCCAUCAAUUGUUGUGGUGCUGCCCUCAUAGAAGGUGGUAUACCCACCUAUGAUUUGUUAACCUCCUCCACAGUGUGUGUCCUAAAUGGCCAGGAAUUUAUUAAUCCAACAGCUGAAGUCGAAGAACUUCUCCGUAGCCUGCCAGGAUGUGAUGAUUCUGCGCAAGAACAUGGCGUUUUGGUAACAGCUAGCCUCUCGGGUGUUGGACAAAUUUCAGAAUGUUUUCAAAAGGGUUAUCUUUUGCCCGAAACUCUGGAACGUUUAUGUGACCAUUCGCUGGCCAUAAAUCUACGUAUGUUGGACACUAUUAAACAUGUGCUGGUCAAUAAGGUUAAGCAACACAUUGCCUGUCAAGAAGAAGAAGAAACAGCAACAUCAGAUGAAGAAUUACCCAAUUCGACAUCAUAA
This is a messenger RNA of Musca vetustissima, 726 nucleotides long. It is a transcript of the gene Mtr3, whose product is annotated as exosome complex component MTR3. Bases 40 to 726 code for a protein of 228 amino acids. NCBI's taxonomy places the organism in Eukaryota, Metazoa, Arthropoda, Insecta, Diptera, Muscidae. The record is from RefSeq and is a predicted model, not a curated record. The transcript has 3 exons. Gene Ontology annotation, biological process: poly(A)-dependent snoRNA 3'-end processing; nuclear mRNA surveillance; rRNA catabolic process. Gene Ontology annotation, cellular component: nuclear exosome (RNase complex); cytoplasmic exosome (RNase complex); nucleolus.